CACCAAAAUUAAUAACAAAUAAAUAAAAAUAUCCAUUUCAUCUUCUCCUCCAAAUCCAAAUCCAAAUCCCUGUUCCAUUCUCCGAAUUCCAAAUUCCAAAAUCCAUGGUUUCUGCUUCAUUGCUUGAACCCCACCCAUUUAAAUGGAACCGAAGCUUCCCACUUCAUUUCCUUCCCUCCCCUUCUCGAUCAACUACGCCUUCUCAUCUUCUCUACAAACCCUUUUUGCUAACCAGAAAAUUGAGAAUGGAGGGCGGAGUUAAGUGCUUCUUUUCCGGGAAGGGGAAGAAUUCGACGACUUCGCAUUCGGGGUGGGCGGAACUGCGUUAUGGAGACAAGGCCGAAACCCCAAUGGAGAUUUUUGCGAAUUCGAUUGCAAGCGCCCUCCAGGCGUUGCGAAAGCCGGCAAUUGCUGCCGUCUUGCUCGGUUUGUUGUUGAUGUACGAUCCUAAUUCCGCAUUGGCCGCUUCGGGUGGACGAGUUGGAGGAAGUUCGUUUUCGUCGCGCUCGUCUUCGUCGUCGUCGUCGAGGAGUUACUCUACUCCGAGGAUGAGUUCCGGGUUUUCGUACUCCGCGCCUUAUAGUUCGCCGUCGGUGUUUGGCGGCGGCGGGAUCUACGUAGGGCCGGCGGUUGGGGUCGGAGUAGGGGCUGGCUCGAGUUUCGUUUUCAUAUUGGCGGGUUUCGCGGCGUUUCUUCUGGUUUCGGGAUUUCUCUCCGAUCGCUCCGACAACAGUGUUCUUACUGCUUCCGAGAAAACUAGCGUACUAAAACUUCAAGUUGGGUUGUUGGGCAUGGGCCGCAGACUCCAAAGAGAUCUAAACAGAAUUGCUGAAAGUGCUGAUACAUCAACCCCUGAGGGUUUAAGCUACGUAUUAACUGAGACGAUUCUAGCACUGCUCCGGCAUCCUGAUUAUUGCAUUUCAGGUUAUUCAUCUAUGGAUGUGAAACGCAGCAUAGACGCUGGAGAGAAACGUUUCAAUCAAUUAUCAAUUGAAGAGCGAGGGAAAUUUGAUGAGGAAACUCUUGUCAAUGUGAAUAGUAUCAAAAGGCAGAGCACAAGCAGCCAGAGAUCAAGUGGAUUUAGUAAUGAGUACAUCGUGAUAACAAUAUUGGUGGCUGCUGAGGGAGUGCAUAAGUUGCCAACUAUCAAUGGCAGUGGGGAGUUGAAGGAAGCUUUGCAAAAACUUGCAUCCAUUCCCACCACCAAAAUAUUAGCAGUUGAAGUUUUGUGGACACCACAGAAUGAGAAUGACACAUUGACUGAGCGAGAACUCCUUGAAGAUUAUCCACUUUUAAGGCCUCUAUAACUAUAUUUUUACUAUGCAUUACAUGAUUAUAGAUGAUGAUUUGUUUGGGAUAUAGAGCUCUCUUGACAUAGAAAAAUGUAUAUAAUAAAUAACAUGUCACAAAAUUGGUCCACAAAUUACAAAUUUAGCUUUAAUUUGGUCAUCUUCAUCCAACUGAACACUCGCUGCUUUGUACAGUGUAAUAUGUAUAUUUAGUGAUAGAAAAUGGGUGGUUUGGGAGUCAAAAUCACUUCCCCGAUAAAAUAAACGGCUUGUUUGAAUUUUUUUUUUU
Messenger RNA from Momordica charantia (bitter melon), 1578 nucleotides. Its product is annotated as myelin-associated oligodendrocyte basic protein. The record is from RefSeq and is a predicted model, not a curated record. Lineage: Eukaryota; Viridiplantae; Streptophyta; Magnoliopsida; Cucurbitales; Cucurbitaceae. Gene Ontology annotation, cellular component: chloroplast.